AUGGUUAUAGUGCAACAGAUACCCAGAAUAUUAUCUACGUUGUGUCAAAAUUCCUUUAAAAGACUUUUAAUUUAUCACAACUAUAAAUUAAAUAAAAACAUGUCGUCAUUAAGUAGCGUUCCUCUCGUGGAUAUCGAUCCAAGCGGCGUUUUUAAAUACAUACUAAUUAAUGUCUAUGAAGAGGUGAAAAGUGGUCAAGAGCCGAAAAUGACUAUAGCCAGAGGUUAUAAGAGAUGUAAUUAUCAUUCAGAUAUUUAUGAUGAGGUUCAGGCAAAGCUCUCUCCUCUUGAUUGUGAGCCUCUAGGAGGAGGAAGAAUUUCACAUGACCCAGAAAAUAAGAAAAUUCAUAUUUAUGGUUACUCACAAGGUUACGGAAAAGCUGAUCAUGAGAUCACUGCAAAACUAAUCAAAGCAGCUUUUCCUGAGUAUACCAUUACCAUCAGUGAUGAAGGGUACUAA
This is a messenger RNA of Pieris macdunnoughi, 459 nucleotides long. Lineage: Eukaryota; Metazoa; Arthropoda; Insecta; Lepidoptera; Pieridae. The record is from the annotation of a GenBank genome assembly.